AAAGGACAGCUCGGCGGGAAUGGCUUCAUCUCCGUGCGGGAACACGAACUUCGACUCCGGGCUGGAAAUCAAAACUCGCUCGGUGGAACAGACGCUUGUCCCUUUAGUUUCGCAGAUCACCACCCUGAUCAACCACAAAGACAAGCCAAAGAAGUCAGAGCGCACCCUGGCAGCGAUCCACAGGGUGGGUCAGGCAGUGAACGUGGCAGUGGGACGUUUUGUUGCCGUCGGAGAGGCCAUUGCCUCAGAGAACCAAGAGCUAAAAGAUGAGAUGGGUCAAGCAUGCUUUGAGGCACGCAGAGCAGGUGAUGCCAUAGCCCAGUUGACUGACAUGGGAUCAGCCGUGCAGUCUCAGUCAGAUGGACAUGUCACGGUGUUCAGUGAUAGAACGGGGAUGGUGAAGGCUGCACGUCUACUCCUCUCCUCUGUCACUAAGGUCCUCGUCCUCGCCGACCGCAUCGUCAUCAAACAGAUAAUCACAUCGCGCAGCAAGGUUCUUGUAACCCUCGACAAACUGGAGAGAGUCAGCACCUUCCAGGAAUUUGUGCAGAUUUUUGGCCAGUUUGGAAACGAGAUGGUGGAAUUUGCUCACCUCACCGGAGACAGACAGAACGACCUGAAGGAUGAGAAGAAGAAAGCCAGGAUGGCAGCAGCCAGAGCAGUUCUGGAGAAAUGUACCAUGAUGCUCCUCACAGCCUCCAAGACUUGCCUGAGGCACCCGGAUUGUGAGUCGGCGAGGAUCAACAAAGACGCUGUGUUCCACCGAAUGCGCUGUGCCCUGGAGCAGGUCAUCGAGAUCGUUACUGAGGCACGGAGCUGUGCGGAGAGCAAGGUCCUUCCUACCAGCAUCUACAACAGCAUCAAAGACUUUAAGUCCAGCGUGGAGUGCCUGCGGGAGAACCUGUACUCCUCGACACCACAGAGCAUGACCAGUCAGCUGGAGUCUCUGGUGGAGCGGACAGAGGACUUCACCGAUUCUCCGUACACCAGCCACGAACAGCGUCAGGCCAUUCUCGGUCUGUGCCAGCUGGCGCAUCAGGACAUCCAGCACCUGGCGUACGCCUGGACUGAGGCGCAGUCUGUCCAUGCCAAAGAGGCCACAGAGGAAAUGGAGGUGGCUAUUCUGAAGUCAUGCCAGAGCAUCAACGACCUGAGACGCGAGCUUCAUAAGGUCGCAGUCGGCCGUGCCACUGACUUGCUGAAGGUUCACGGGGAGCAUCUGCCUCUGAGGGCUCUCAAAGCGGUGGGCGUCGAGGGAAACCUGGAGGCGGUGGCAGAGUAUUCGCGCACGCUCACCGAGCAGAAGGAGCAGCUGGUGGAGACGUGCCGGCUGUUGUGUCAUGUGUCAGGAACGGAGCCAUUAGAGAUAACAUGUAUACACGCUGAAGAGACCUUCCACGUCAUUGGUCCCCAGAUCAUCUCAGCUGCCCAGACACUGGCCCUUCACCCGUCCAGUAAGAUCGCCAAGGAGAACCUGGAGGUGUUCUGCGAGGCCUGGGAGUCCCAGCUCUGUGACAUGGCUCUGCUGCUCAAAGAGAUUAACGACGUCUUUGAGGGCAAACGAGGCGACAAAAGACCCUAUUUGUCACUUCCAAGACCUGGGAAACACACCGCUAACCUGAAGUCUGCCAAGGCUGUCAAGUUGGAUGCAGAGGAGCAGACAAGCAUGGCCAAGCUGGGGCUGGAGCUCCGUCUGCUGUCGUCAGAUGUCGACUCAGAGGUGGAGAAGUGGGAGGAGCAGGAGCACGACAUCGUCCGGCAGAGUCAGAGCAUCGCCAGCAUGGCCUACAACAUGUACCUGUUCACCAGAGGUGAGGGGUUAUUGAAGACAACCCUGGAUCUUUUUCAUCAGGCCGAGGUUCUGUCUGAAGAGGGACUCCAGCUCUGCUCAUCUCUUCGCACUUUUUCCACUCAGCUGGUUGAUGAGGAAAGGUCUGUGCUGCUGACAGAAACUGAGAAACUGCUGGGGCUGUGCCAACAGCUGCAGAUCGGGGCCAAGACUCCUGUGCAGGGCAAGACUGCCACCUUCCAGAAGGUGGACUCAUCCAUUCAGACGAGCAGAAACAUCGUGACUGUGGUACUUUCCCUCCUCCCCCUCUGUAACAAACUCCACAAAAAGUACAAAUCAGAGAAGACCAGCCUUAGUUCCCUGCCGGAGUGGAGGGAAAGGCAGGAUGCAUCCACUCCAGUCACAGACGAGGGCUCCGUCAGUAGCAGAAACACUAAUGGCUUCGGUGUCAAAGCCAUGGAGCAGCACAUGGCUGCUCUCAACCUCUUGGAGAGCAAAUAAUCUGCUUUUUCUUCUCCAUGUCCGUGUCUGAGCACCACAUACGCAACUUUACUCUGCAGACAACCUGGAAUCCAUGAAACUUAACUGCAGCUGUAAGGGUGAAGAUGAUGCAUUCUGUAUUCAACAUCUGGGCGAAGAACUGCAGGACUAAAUGCAGAUCCAAACUGUCUCCACCUGUGGGGUUUUCUUCCACACUCUGGUUUCCAGAAGCACCAGUUCUACUUUUGUCCACUAGAUGGAGACAAUCAGCCAACACAAGUCUAAAGAAAUCUAACCUUUGAAGCCACUUGUCUCGUAUAGAUUAUAAAUGAUAAAUAAAAUGAUUAUAAAUGAUAGGGGAGAACUUCAUUUGGUGCAUAGUUCAGCCAUAGAUGUGUCUUCACUAUGUGCCUCUUUGUUUUGUGUUGUGCUGUAAACGUGUUGCACGAGUUACAAAACAAAUACAGUGACCAGAAAAGACUCCAUCUUUACCAAACUCUGUACGGUCCCAACUUUGUAACGUUAACAGUUUUAUGUGUUAGACAUGCAGGUGAUAUCUAUAAUAGCAUCUCACUUUGUAAUGUAUUGUACAAAGUUACAUCAUUAUGGUCUGUUUGUCAUCAGAUUUACUGCAGAACAUUCCCCAUGUGCCAUGUUUAUAAAAUAUUUUCAUCCCAAAUGCAAC
Nematolebias whitei (Rio pearlfish) is the source of this 2954-nucleotide messenger RNA. It is a transcript of the gene ctnnal1, whose product is annotated as catenin (cadherin-associated protein), alpha-like 1. The transcript is spliced from 19 exons. Gene Ontology annotation, biological process: cell adhesion; Rho protein signal transduction. The record is from RefSeq and is a predicted model, not a curated record. NCBI's taxonomy places the organism in Eukaryota, Metazoa, Chordata, Actinopteri, Cyprinodontiformes, Rivulidae. Gene Ontology annotation, molecular function: actin filament binding; cadherin binding. Bases 20 to 2290 code for a protein of 756 amino acids.